UACAAAAAGGUAGAUAGGAAAGUUAGACCAGUACCCGGAGUCUUCCCAGAAGAAGCUAAGGUCACAAGGAACUUUCCAGAAGACCCCCUAGAUUCACUAGUCCCAUUACCCACUACACCACCAGAAUUUAUACCUAAUGGCAGACUUACUAAAGAAAGGCUUGAAGAAAUCAACUUCAAUGCUGAUAAGUUUCUAUGGCCUGAAGAGGAAAAGCUCUUUACCCAUAUACUACAGCUAAAUCAAAAUGCCUUUGUCUUUGAAGAUACCCAAAGGGGAUCCUUCAGAGAAGACUACUUCUCCCCCUACAUUAUUCCAAUAGUUCCUCAUGAACCCUGGGCUUUUUCCAAUAUUCCCAUACCACCUGGAAUAAGAGAGAAAGUAGUAGAAUUGCUAAAAGAAAAGAUAGCUGCAGGAGUGUAUGAGGCUAGCCAGUCUUCAUAUAGAUCAAGAUGGUUUUGUGUAAUAAAGAAAAAUGGAAAG
This is a messenger RNA of Phanerochaete carnosa HHB-10118-sp, 480 nucleotides long. RefSeq lists its product as uncharacterized. Lineage: Eukaryota; Fungi; Basidiomycota; Agaricomycetes; Polyporales; Phanerochaetaceae. The record is from RefSeq and is a predicted model, not a curated record. The annotation marks the transcript as partial. The transcript has a single exon.